AUUUUUGUGUGCGAAAAGCGGUCGGUCGGUCAAAUUGUGACGGGACUUGACACGAAACUUAGUGGACGCCUUUUAGUGACGUGGCCAUUAGGCAAAAUAACCGUUUUUCAGUCCCAGUCAAUAAAAGUUGUGCAAGAAAUAUGAAGAAUUUACUGCUUCUGAGCAUUUUGCUUUUAGCAGGCAUAAGCCAAAUUGUCGCUGAAAAAAGCCCUGCUGAAGAUGGCAUUGAAGAAACAAUUGAUUUGGAUUUGGGCUCAUUUAAAGAAGGUUCCAGAACGGAUGCCGAAACGCUUAAGCGCGAAGAAGAAGCGGUUCAAUUGGACGGACUGAAUGUGGCGCAACUGAAAGAAAUACGCGAAAAGGCGGAAAAGUUUACAUUCCAAACGGAGGUGAAUCGCAUGAUGAAGCUGAUUAUUAAUUCGCUGUAUCGCAAUAAGGAGAUCUUUUUGCGUGAGCUGAUCUCGAAUGCUUCCGAUGCGAUUGACAAGAUUCGACUGCUGGCGCUGACAGACAGCAAGGAGCUGGACAGCAAUCCCGAGCUGCUUAUACGCAUCAAGGCCGACAAGGAGAACAAAGUGUUGCACAUUCUCGAUUCGGGCAUUGGCAUGACGCAUAAGGAUCUCAUCAACAAUUUGGGCACAAUUGCCAAGUCCGGCACUGCCGAUUUCCUCGCCAAAAUGCAGGAUCCCAGCAAGGCGGACGGUAUGGAUAUGAAUGAUAUGAUUGGACAGUUUGGUGUUGGUUUCUAUUCAGCAUUCCUGGUCGCUGAUCGUGUGGUGGUCACCACCAAGCACAACGAUGAUAAGCAGUACAUCUGGGAAUCAGAUGCGAAUAGCUUCAGCAUCACAGAAGAUCCACGUGGCGAUACACUGAAGCGUGGCUCCAUCAUCUCCUUGUACCUUAAGGAUGAGGCUCAAGACUUUUUGGAGGAGGACACCGUGCGCGAUCUAAUUCGCAAGUAUUCGCAGUUCAUCAACUUCCCAAUCAUGAUGUGGUCCAGCAAGACUGUGGAUGAGGAAGUGCCCAUUGAAGAUGAAGUUACGGAGACCAAGAAGACCGAAGAUGAUGUCGAGGAUGCCGAUGAUGAUGUCAAGGUUGAGGAGGACACCGACGAGGGCAAGCCCAAGACCAAGAAGGUGUCGAAGACCAUCUGGGAUUGGCUGCUGAUCAACGACAGCAAACCGAUCUGGACACGCAAACCCGCCGAUGUCACCGACGAGGAAUACAACGCAUUCUACAAGAGUCUCACAAAGGAUUCGAGCGAACCUCUCAUCCAAACGCAUUUCGUUGCUGAGGGCGAGGUCACCUUCAAGAGUUUACUGUACAUCCCAAAGAUUCAGCCAUCCGAAUCCUUCAAUCGCUACGGCACCAAAUCGGACAACAUUAAGCUGUACGUGCGUCGUGUCUUUAUUACGGAUGAGUUCAACGAUAUGAUGCCCAACUAUUUGAGCUUCAUUCGUGGCGUCGUCGACUCCGAUGACCUGCCCCUGAAUGUGUCCCGCGAAACCCUGCAGCAGCACAAACUGAUCAAGGUGAUCAAGAAGAAGCUGGUACGCAAAGUGCUCGACAUGAUCAAGAAGAUUGACAAGGCCGCAUACGAGAAGUUCUGGAAGGAGUUCUCUACCAACAUUAAAUUGGGCGUCAUGGAGGAUCCCAGCAAUCGUUCACGUUUGGCCAAGCUGCUGCGCUUCCAGACAUCCAAUGGCAAGGGCGUCACCUCGCUGGCCGAGUACGUGGAGCGUAUGAAGUCCAAGCAGGAGCACAUCUAUUAUAUUGCUGGUGCCAAUCGUGCCGAAGUCGAGAAGUCGCCGUUCGUUGAGCGUCUGCUGAGCAAGGGCUAUGAGGUGCUCUACCUCGUCGAGGCCGUUGACGAAUACUGCAUCUCGGCGCUGCCCGAAUUUGAUGGCAAGAAAUUCCAAAAUGUUGCCAAGGAGGGAUUCAAGCUAAACGAGUCGGAGAAGAGCAAAGAGAAGUUUGAGGCAUUAAAGAGCGCUUUCGAGCCUCUGCUUAAAUGGCUGAGCGAGGUGGCUCUCAAGGAUGAGAUCUCCAAGGCUCAUGUGUCGGAGCGUCUAAGCAACUCACCCUGCGCUCUGGUGGCCAGCAUAUAUGGUUGGACCGGCAAUAUGGAGCGUCUGGCCAUGUCAAAUGCCCAUCAAAAGGCCGAUGAUCCGCAACGUAGCUACUACCUCAACCAGAAGAAGACACUGGAGAUUAAUCCACGGCAUCCGCUAAUGCGUGAGCUGUUGCGUCGCGUCGAAGCCGAUGAGGCCGAUGACACCGCCAAGGAUAUGGCCGUCAUGAUGUUCCGCACGUCCACACUGCGUUCCGGUUACAUGCUGCAGGAGACUGCUAGCUUUGCCGACAGCAUCGAGCGAAUGAUGCGCCAAACUUUGGGCGUUGCACAGGACGAACAAAUCGAGUUCGAUGAGGACGACGAUGAUGGCGAUGACACACAGACGGGCAGCAGUGAGAAGAGCCCGAUUGCCGACGAGGACGAUGAGGAGCAACAGCAUGAUGAGCUCUAAGCUCCAAGUCCACACAACCCACAUGACCAACCAUCACCAUUUACAACUAUUUGAAUUGUGUAAAUAUGCGUUUUGUGGCAGACAGACAGACUGAGUUCAUUCACACUACCGUUGCAUCAACAGUACUUCUUUCUAGGCACCUGUUUAGUUUUAAGUAAGCCAAUUUCAAUUUCAUUAUACAAUUACAAAAAAAAACCAAACCGGAAGGGCUUUCUGCGACAGCUCCGUUUGUUCAAAUAAAUAUGAAAUUGAAUUUUAAUUAAAUAAUUGCGAUAUACAUAUAUAUAUAUAAUACGUGUACACACAGAUUCCAAAUAAAAGAAAUUGUAAAAGAAUAAAUGGAAUUUGUUGUGGCCA
Drosophila grimshawi is the source of this 2882-nucleotide messenger RNA. RefSeq names its product endoplasmin (gene Gp93). Gene Ontology annotation, biological process: protein folding. Bases 141 to 2525 code for a protein of 794 amino acids. Gene Ontology annotation, molecular function: ATP-dependent protein folding chaperone; ATP binding; ATP hydrolysis activity. The record is from RefSeq and is a predicted model, not a curated record. Lineage: Eukaryota; Metazoa; Arthropoda; Insecta; Diptera; Drosophilidae. The transcript has 5 exons.